This is a messenger RNA of Piliocolobus tephrosceles (Ugandan red Colobus), 3793 nucleotides long. It is a transcript of the gene DGLUCY, whose product is annotated as D-glutamate cyclase. Lineage: Eukaryota; Metazoa; Chordata; Mammalia; Primates; Cercopithecidae. The record is from RefSeq and is a predicted model, not a curated record. Gene Ontology annotation, molecular function: D-glutamate cyclase activity. Gene Ontology annotation, biological process: glutamate metabolic process. The transcript has 14 exons. Bases 1368 to 3275 code for a protein of 635 amino acids.
CCACUGCACUCCAGCCUGGGUGACAUAGCAAGACUCUGUGUCAAAAUAACAACAACAGCAAAAGUUAUACAUGAAUUUUUGACUGCACGAGGUUCAGUGCUCCACGUUGUCCAAGUGUCAAUUGUACUGGGUCCAAAGGUAAGUCCUGAUGGCUUUGAAGCAGGAGAAAAACAGAUCAGGAGAAAAUCACGGUCAUAGUCAACAUCUUUUGAGCACUUUCUAAGUGCUGAUACUGUUCUAGUGCAUAAUGCUUAUUAUCUCAGUCAAUCCUCAGAGCAGCUGAGCAAGAUAAGUGAGGAGGAAACAGGCCUAGAAACUUACCAAGACCUCUAAAUGUGGGUGGCAGAAUGCAGAUCCAAGCUCAAAACAUCACCCUUGCUAUUCACAGUGUGGCCCACGGACCAGCAGCUGUGUCUUGUGGGAGCUUUUUAGAAAUGCAGAAUCUCUGCCUGACCCCAGAUCUUCUGGAUCAAGCCUGCACUUUCACAGGAUCCCCUAGUGAUCCCAGUGCACACUAAAGUUUGAACAGCACAGACGGCGAUUCGCCAGAUCAGCUGCACAUUGGAAUCACUUGAGGGAUUUCAAAAAUCCUUAGUGCCCAGGCCAUACACCCCUAGAUCAAUUACAUCUGCAUUUCUGGGCUGUGACCCAGGCAUCAGGAUUUUUCAAAAUUAUGCCUCUGUUGACACAGGGAGAGCAAGUUAACUCUUGCAGGGAGAACUGGGCUUGCAGGAGCCAGCCAGCUGCCAGCAGCUCUGCAGCUUUAAGAACUGGGGCGGGCUGGCUGCCGAGGAGAGCACGCUGCUGCAUGGGCCAUGUGAGCUCAGGCUGUGGGAGCGGAUGGAGCUGCCAUAGUCAGCGCUUAGGGCUGGCCCCAGCUUGUAGACCCGAGUCCUGCAGAACAACCCCCCAUGGCGCGGGCGAGCAGAAGAAAGGGGGCCUUUAUGCCCUUUUGAGGGAAGCACACAUUCUGCAAGGCCGUGGAAACAAAGAGAAGAACUGUUUGUAGCCCUCGUCCAGACGCCCCAAACAAACAGUAAGUCAGAAGGGAACAGAGCACAGCACAGUCCCUCCUUCUGCCCCAGGCGACACCCACCUUGCCCCGCCCCACCUAAGAAGCCCAAGGGUAUUCUGGGAGCCCACGGCAGGACAAUGGCAGGGCAAAACCAGUGAGCAAGGCAGAAAAUCCCCUGAAAUUCUCCACUGAGGCCCAACUGUUCCUCUCCUUGAAAAAUCAAGGCUUGGCUCAAGCCAGAUAGCACCAGAGGAUGGACGGAACACAUCAGGAGCCAGGUUACACCCUGUUUGACCCUGCCUUCAAAGGGAUGACUCUGUAAGAUUCUCUGCUGCUUAUUCAAGGUGACACAAUGCCCUUCACCCUCCACCUGAGGUCCCGCCUUCCCUCUGCCCUAAGGAGUUUGAUUCUACAAAAGAAACCAAACAUCAGAAAUACAUCCAGCAUGGCUGGGGAGCUCCGACCAGCCAGCCUGGUGGUCCUGCCCAGGUCCCUUGCUCCAGCGUUUGAAAGAUUCUGCCAGGCCAACACUGGUCCUCUGCCCCUGCUGGGCCAGAGUGAGCCAGAAAAGUGGAUGCUGCCCGCUCAAGGUGCUGUCUCAGAGACCAGGAUGGGCCAUCCCCAGUUCUGGAAAUACGAGUUCGGUGCCUGCACCGGCAGCCUGGCUUCGCUGGAGCAGUACUCAGAGCAGCUGAAGGACAUGGUGGCCUUCCUCUUGGGCUGCAGCUUCUCCCUGGAGGAGGCCUUGGAGAAAGCAGGGCUCCCCAGAAGAGACCCAGCAGGUCACAGCCAGGCAGCUGCAUACAAGACAACAGUGCCUUGUGUUACCCAUGCUGGCUUCUGCUGCCCUCUGGUGGUCACAAUGAGGCCCAUUCCCAAGGACAAGCUGGAAAGGCUGGUGCAGGCCUGCUGCUCCCUGGGGGGUGAGCAGGGGCAACCUGUUCACAUCGGUGACCCAGAACUGUUGGGAAUCAAAGAGCUUUCCAAACCUGCCUACGGGGAUGCCGUGGCGUGUUCCCCCGGGGAGGUUCCGGUGUUCUGGCCUUCUCCACUGACCAGUCUCGGAGCUCUCAGCAGCUGUGAGACCCCACUGGCUUUUGCCAGUAUCCCAGGCUGCACGGUUAUGACUGACCUGAAGGAUACAAAGGCUCCAGCUGGUUGUCUCACCCCAGAGAGAAUUCCAGAGGUCCAUCACAUUUCCCAAGAUCCUCUGCACUACAGCAUUGUGUCAGUGUCCGCUUCUCAGAAGAUCAGAGAACUAGAGUCUAUUAUCGGCAUAGACCCAGGGAACCGGGGGAUUGGACACCUGCUCUGUAAAGACGAGCUGCUGAAGGCCUCUCUCUCGCUGUCCCAUGCCCGCUCAGUGCUCAUCACCACUGGGUUCCCGACGCAUUUCAAUCAUGAGCCUCCGGAAGAGACAGAUGGCCCACCAGGAGCUGUUGCUCUGGCCGCCUUCCUGCAGGCCUUGGAGAAGGAGGUAGCCAUAAUCGUUGACCAGAGAGCCUGGAACUUGCACCAGAAGAUUGUCGAAGACGCUGUUGAGCAAGGUGUUCUGAAGACGCCGAUCCCGAUGUUAACUUACCAAGGUGGAUCAGUGGAAGCUGCCCAGGCAUUCCUGUGCAAAGAUGGAGACCCACAAACACCUAGAUUUGACCACCUGGUGGCCAUAGAGCGCGCUGGAAGGGCUGCCGAUGGCAAUUACUACAAUGCAAGGAAGAUGAACAUCAAGCACUUGGUUGACCCCAUUGACGAUCUUUUUCUUGCUGCGAAGAAGAUUCCCGGAAUCUCAUCAACUGGAGUCGGUGAUGGAGGCAACGAGCUUGGAAUGGGUAAAGUCAAGGAGGCUGUGAGGAGGCACAUACGGCACGGGGAUGUCAUCGCCUGCGACGUGGAGGCUGACUUUGCCGUCAUUGCUGGUGAGCACUUGGAUGGCUGCCCAGUCUGGCCGGCUACCCAGGGUGUUUCUAACUGGGGAGGCUAUGCCUUGGCCUGUGCACUCUACAUCCUGUACUCAUGUGCCGUCCACAGUCAGUACCUGAGGAAAGCAGUCGGACCCUCCAGGGCACCUGGAGAUCAGGCCUGGAUGCAGGCCCUCCCGUCGGUCAUUAAGGAAGAAAAAAUGCUGGGCAUCUUGGUGCAGCACAAAGUCCGGAGUGGCGUCUCAGGCAUCGUGGGCAUGGAGGUGGAUGGGCUGCCCUUCCACAACACCCACGCCGAGAUGAUCCAGAAGCUGGUGGACGUCACCAGGGCGCAGGUGUAACCGUCCAUGUUCCGUGUGAGCAGAGUCCCUACCAAUGGGCGGUUCUGCAUCCGGGGAGAAUGCAGCUGUUUCUGGCGACAAUCCUGCUAGUAAACACUGGUAUUCGGUGAGCAACGAACACUCGCCUGGCCUGGGAAACUGCAUGCCCACUUUCUGGGAGGGGUUAGUGUAAGUGCUGUGGACAAAGGACAACAUUUCUCUGGGGCUUGCCACAGGACAAUGCCUAAGGCUCUCAAGGCAUUGAUUUCAACCUUCCUUCACGCUGGCUUCUUCAGGCCACCCACGUGGUCUCCUGCGAGAAUCUUCUCGACAGUUACUUCUGGGGACAUUUGUGAGCAAUUAACUGUGAGGCAGAGCAUGAGAACAAAUAUUCCCAGGCCAUGUAGGACACUCCAGACUCCAGUCAUCCUCCCUCAUCUGUGGUUUCUGUUAAUCGUGUUCUUAGUUACUCAUGGCCAACUGCAGACCGAAAAUACUAAGUGAAAGAUUUCAGAAAUAAACAACUCCUAAGUUUUAAA